This is a messenger RNA of Lycium ferocissimum, 2153 nucleotides long. Its product is annotated as probable eukaryotic translation initiation factor 5-1. Bases 391 to 1842 code for a protein of 483 amino acids. NCBI's taxonomy places the organism in Eukaryota, Viridiplantae, Streptophyta, Magnoliopsida, Solanales, Solanaceae. Gene Ontology annotation, molecular function: eukaryotic initiation factor eIF2 binding; GDP-dissociation inhibitor activity; translation initiation factor activity. The record is from RefSeq and is a predicted model, not a curated record. Gene Ontology annotation, cellular component: cytosol. The transcript is spliced from 2 exons. Gene Ontology annotation, biological process: formation of translation preinitiation complex; translational initiation; formation of cytoplasmic translation initiation complex.
AUAUAUAUAAUCUUCUCUCUUUAAUUUGUCCAAUUAUCGACGCAACUUGCAACCACAAAAUAACAAAUCUUCCCCAUUAGCACCUCUCUUCCUUUCUCCCUCUUCUUCAUUGAAGGUCUUAACUGCAUUAUUUGCAGUUAGCAAAAGUGGAGGGUGUUAAGUUUGAAACUUCUUUUAUGUCUGAAAGAGAUUUUCUCUUUCUGUCAUCAAUUGGGCUGCUUGGAGAGUACUGUCCUCAGUCAAGAGACCCUCAUAAAGUUGUCUGCAUGCAUUUUAAGGGUUGCCAUUUUAUACAGCCUGCCCCAUCUAUAGACCAAGAAAUUCUCAUUGAUUUGAGCUCCUUGUACCACUUCUGAUAAAGCUAAAAGAGCAGAUAUUUGUGAUAUUAAGAUGGCUUUGCAAAACAUUGGUGCCGGAAACAAGGAUGAUGCCUUUUACAGGUACAAGAUGCCAAGAAUGAUAACAAAGAUUGAAGGUCGUGGAAAUGGCAUCAAAACUAAUGUGGUAAACAUGGUUGACAUUGCCAAGGCACUGAGUAGGCCAGCCUCAUACACCACAAAGUAUUUUGGCUGUGAACUCGGAGCUCAGUCUAAAUUUGAUGAGAAAACAGGUACCUCUCAUGUUAAUGGUGCCCAUGACACUGCAAAGCUUGCUGGACUUCUUGAGAACUUCAUCAAAAAAUAUGUUCAAUGCUAUGGUUGCGGGAAUCCUGAAACUGAGAUAUUGAUCACAAAAUCACAGAUGUUAACCCUUAAGUGUGCUGCCUGUGGCUUUUUAUCGGACGUUGACAUGAGGGACAAGCUCACCACAUUUAUUCUCAAGAACCCUCCUGAGCAGAAGAAGGGAUCUUCUAAAGAUAAAAAGGCAAUGAGGAGGGCUGAAAAAGAACGGCUCAAAGAAGGGGAAGCAGCAGAUGAGGAGGCAAAGAAACUCAAGAAAGAGGCUGCAAAGAAAAAAGGUUCCUCAAAGGACGGUUCUUCAAAAACAGCAAAGAAAAAAGCCAAUGUAUCAGAUGAGGAGCACUCUCCCACGGGCAGCCAAGCAGAUCAAACUGAAGCACCACAUGCUGACAGUGAUGAAGAUGUUCAAUGGCAGACGGACACCUCCGUGGAAGCAGCCCAGCAGCGAAUUCAGGAGCAGCUUAAUGCUGUUACUGCUAGCAUGGUUAUGCUUUCGGCAACUGAAGAGCAGAAGUCUGGCAAAAGCUCACCAGCACGUGAGGGGAAACCCAAGGUCAACGGGCAAGGCACUGGUCUUAAGGGUAAUAAUUCCAAAGAGACGCUUGUUGCACAGACCAAUGGUGUUAAGCGUAGUAAUUCGAAAGAGACUCUUGUUGCACAGACGAAUGGUGUUAAGCGUAGUAAUUCCAAGGAGAAGCUUGUUGACUCUAAAGAGAGGCUUGCGGAUGAAAUAAAGGAACACCUGAAUAAGGGUUCAUCUGUUGCUAAGCUAAAGUCCUUCUUGGGCUCUAUUUCCGGAACUCAUCAAGACAUAGUCGAUGCAUUGUUUGAAGCUCUUUUUGGUGGAGUUGGAAAAGGUUUAUCCAAGGAGGUGAUCAAGAAGAAACAUUAUCUUGCAGCUGCUGUACAGGAAGACGGUUCACAGCUAGCUCUACUACAUGCUAUUGAGUCAUUUUGUGGAAAAUCAAACUCAGAGGCUGUGAAGGAGGUUGCAUUGGUUCUGAAAGCACUUUAUGACAUUGAUAUGCUGGAAGAAGAGUUUAUUGUGGAGUGGUAUGAGAAGGGAUCGAAAGGUAGCAACAAAAUCUCCCCAAUCUGGAAGAACGUUAAGCCAUUUGUGGAGUGGCUGCAGAGUGCCGAGUCUGAAACUGAGGAUGAGUAACUUAAUGAAUGUGUGGUUCUUUGUCCUCCUAUCUACUUAUGAUAUGGUUUACAGUACAGUUGUGUCCAUUUAGGUCCAACUAAUAAUGUUGUUUUCGUUAGUCAAGUCAUUAGGUCUUUGAAACUAGAUGUCCAAUGACCCUGCUGGUGUCUUUGGUGCUGCAGAAUAAAGCAGUAAUUUGUGGCUAUUGUCAUACCCUUCUGUUUUGAGUCCUGGUUAUUGUUCUGUGUGCUGUGCAUUUUGUCAAAGCACUUAUGAUUUGCUUUCGCGUCCUGUGUGUAUGUAUUGUCUCUGCAGUUGUGGCUCUUCAA